Molecule: messenger RNA, 249 nt
Organism: Argentina anserina (silverweed cinquefoil)
Lineage: Eukaryota; Viridiplantae; Streptophyta; Magnoliopsida; Rosales; Rosaceae
Exons: 2
Coding region: 8-247 (79 amino acids)
Source: RefSeq, a predicted model, not a curated record
UAUAGCUAUGGUACCACGCAGGGGCUUUGUUCUUUCUGUUGUUCUCUCGGUUUUAUUUGUAUCUGUCACUGCUAAAGCACGGAGUUUAAGAGUAGCAGCUAGUGGCAAUGAAAGUGAUCAUCAUCAACAAAAAGCCAUGGAUUACAAGUUUCAGUCAAGCCAAGAUGGUGCUCUUGACUAUGGGACUGAGGACUUGAAUGCUAUGGAUUACACUCCAGCAAAGAGGAGACCACCAAUUCAUAACUGAUU